CUUUACCUUCGACACCACGAUUCACGCACUCACAGUACCGCAUCCUUCACGCAGACACUGCCCCGACAGAUUUAGUAUUCUCACUACAGCCGCCCUUGGAUUCAUAGAAGUCGAAACGAGUUUCUAUCUUUUGAACAGAUCUCGAAAUAUCAUCCACAAAGACAUCCAAACGCAAUUGAACCUGAUCAAGCCAGAACUCACUUCUGCCUACUCGAUCCCAUCCUGAUCAACAUCUGACAACCAUUACUUCCUCGAAACAAGCCUCGGCAUUUCCCUCACGACCCAAAACACCUCGACGCCAUGUCUCGCAUACAGAUCCCUCUCGACCUCCUCACGUCGCGUUUGAAUCUUUCUGAUAGGUUCGCCGGUGUACGAUCCCAAUCACUGGCAGCAAGAUUCUCCAACCUCAAGCCUCUCUCCGAGUUCCUCGACCUGAAGAGACUGUCGAAGCCCGCGAAUUUCGGCGAAGUUCAAUCACGCGUGAACUACAACCUCGGUCAUUUCUCCAGCAACUAUGCCGUGGUCUUUGUUAUGCUCAGCAUCUACAGCUUGAUCACAAACCCUCUUCUCCUCUUCGUCAUUGUGCUCGUCGUUGGCGGCAUGUGGGGUAUCGGCAAGCUGGAUGGAAGGGAUCUCGAUAUCGGCGUAUUCCGCGCUACUUCGUCACAACUCUACACUGGUCUUCUCAUCGUCUCGGUACCUCUCGGUAUCUUUGCAUCUCCCAUCUCAACAAUCCUCUGGCUCAUUGGCGCGAGCGGAGUGAGUAUCUUGGGACAUGCCUCGUUUAUGGACAAACCGAUCGAUGAGGCUUUUUCCGGGGAGGCGGUCUAGAUGGUCGGCCGCGAUCUCCCAAAUUUGUGCCCUUAUGGGGAAGACCACCGGGGCCGAAGGGGAGUAAGAGGCGGAGGAGGUGGGAGCGGGAGCGGGCGGCUUGGGAAGGAGCACGCGUUGAAGAGCUUGAUAGCGACGAUACAGAUACACAAGGCGUUGGGCUGAAUUUUGAGAAAAAACGAUAUACUAACGAGUCAAUUCAUUUCACGGGGGUAGAUUUGCCCUCUACAUA
This is a messenger RNA of Amorphotheca resinae ATCC 22711, 1063 nucleotides long. RefSeq lists its product as hypothetical. The record is from RefSeq and is a predicted model, not a curated record. NCBI's taxonomy places the organism in Eukaryota, Fungi, Ascomycota, Leotiomycetes, Helotiales, Amorphothecaceae. The transcript is spliced from 2 exons. The coding region runs from base 301 to 831 and encodes 176 amino acids. Gene Ontology annotation, cellular component: Golgi apparatus.